Messenger RNA from Jaminaea rosea, 2008 nucleotides. RefSeq lists its product as hypothetical. Gene Ontology annotation, biological process: macroautophagy. Gene Ontology annotation, cellular component: endoplasmic reticulum. The transcript has a single exon. Bases 88 to 1902 code for a protein of 604 amino acids. NCBI's taxonomy places the organism in Eukaryota, Fungi, Basidiomycota, Exobasidiomycetes, Microstromatales. The record is from RefSeq and is a predicted model, not a curated record.
UGCUUGUGUUGCUCUCUCUCGCCCUCGCUCCGCUUUUCUUCUCUUCACUACCGCUCAUAGCAUACAGCUUCACUCGACUCGCCAGCGAUGGCUCACUUCCGCGGCCUCUCCUCCCUCGACCUCACGUCAGUAGAUGUCGAAGGCGGGCCAGGGGCAGCACGACUAGACGAUGAUUAUUUCGUCGGCUUGCCGCUUCUCUCUUCUUCGCACCAGGCCGAUCUACCCUGGACUGCGGCUGGGCCAGCGUCAUAUGCGUCCUCUUCAUCAGCAUCUGCAGCUUCAACAUUGUCCCUCCAAGCACUAGGUGCUAGCGUGCGGCAGCAUCUGGGCUACGCAAGAGCGGGAUGGACAGAUUCGCUACGAUGGCGACAGGUUGCGCACCUGGUCGUCGAAUCUUCGGCUGUGCGGCUGAGCAUGAUCAAGGGUCUCAUCCUUUCUUCGGCAGUCGUUCUCAUCAUCUUCUUCUUUGAGCUCGCAUUUUUCCCUGCGCAGCUCUACCCACGCAGCUCUCCUUCAUCAUCAUCGACCAAACGUGAUGCAGCUGGGACAUGGAGCGAAACAAGCAGCGUCCUCUGGCUCUACCCGGUAAUCGCCAUCUCAUACUAUAUGGCCUCGUCCUGGACGCUCGACGUAGCAAAGACGGCCUAUCAGCUGCAAGCGCAUCGUCGCGCCUUUUCCACCUCGUUCAGCGCCUCAUCUUUUGCGCCUUCCGCCAACCUCAGACGGCGCAUCCUGCUCCAGUCGUAUCAACCGCUCCUCUUCAUCAAUUACGCCCUCCUCGCUCUGCUCGUACGCAACUACGUGCCCUUUGUUGGGCCAGCGCUGGCCUUCGGGCUCAUCAGUGCGGUAGAUGCCUUCUACUGCUUUGAUCCAGUGAUGGCGAGUAGGGGUUGGCCGAUCGAGCGCAGAUUACGAUACGUAGAGAGCCGGUGGGCAUACAUGACCACCUUCGGCCUACUGCCGACCGCGGUAUCCUACUUCCAUCCCUCAGGGCUAGUCAAUCUAUUCCUUUUCAUGGCCAUCUACCCCUUCUGUACCGUCCUCGCCCUCCUCGCAAAUCCGCUGCCGCGCUCCUCAGAAGGAAGCAAGGGCGGCUCAGCAGCGGGAACACCCAAGUCGGCCUUCCUGCCGGCAAGGAUACCCCUCUUCCUUCCCACAGCGAUACUUUAUAGGAUCGCCAUGCGUUUCGCCCCUCCAGCUGGCAGUGACGUGGCUUACCUCGAGCAGAGCGCUUCACGGUACGGCGGUCGAGGGGCUCCGCAUCAGAGCUUUGGUGCUGCUAUGGCGGGCAAGACGCCAGGCGUCGCGGCAUAUGGCGGUGGUACUGGAGGAGCAGCGGGCUUCUAUUCUGGAGGACCAGCUUAUGGCGGGCAGGGCUCUGUGAAUGGGAUGGGCUACGGGCAGGACGCCUCGACCAUCAAUGGUUGGGCGGGUGGAGCGGCUGGCACGAUGGGCAAUGGAGGCGCGGCGUCAGGAGGACCAGCGCUCGGUCGCAGAACGGCCGCGCAAUUCGUAGGUGGUGUGUGGCAGGGGCAGGGCCAAGCGCAACAAGCAUCAAGGUGGGGAGCGGGCCCCAACGGUGCGGCUCAGCAGGCUCAGCAGCCAUACGCAGCCUUUACUGCCGCUCAACAGACGGGAGCCGCCUCGUCUUCAGCUGCGACACCAGCGAGACGAACUCAGCAAGUACAUUUGCCGCAGCAAGCGCGGAGCGAGUCGCCUGACGUGCAGAUUGGUGCAGUGCUGCUCAACGGCGCAGGUCCCAGCCCAGGAGCGGCGCCUCAGCAUGCUACGUACGCUCACGCUGGUGGUAUGGGCGCGCAUGGCGGCUCGCCGAUCAAGGUCGGGCCACCACCAAAGGGGCCUGCGAGAGGAGGCGGUGGAGGCGGCAAAAAGGUGGAUUGAUUCAAAUCGCGGAAAUGAGAAAAUACGAGGGCAUUGCCAGCCUAAUCAUCAUGCUUUGUUCACUUCAAUGGGCCUUGCAAUAGUCAGUCAGAUGCUAAUGAAAAGA